Drosophila hydei is the source of this 697-nucleotide messenger RNA. RefSeq lists its product as uncharacterized. Gene Ontology annotation, cellular component: gamma-tubulin ring complex. Bases 149 to 628 code for a protein of 159 amino acids. The record is from RefSeq and is a predicted model, not a curated record. Lineage: Eukaryota; Metazoa; Arthropoda; Insecta; Diptera; Drosophilidae. Gene Ontology annotation, biological process: gamma-tubulin complex localization. The transcript is spliced from 2 exons.
AUGUUUUUGGCACAAUACAAAACAAGCGCAGUGAAGACUGUCAAAGAAAUUAAAUGACUCGCAUUAUUAUAGACAGGAUAUUAAACGAUUUUAAUCGAUAGCAAGCCAUUGUGCCAUCGCAAUUUAUAUUUUAUCUGAAGUCAGGAAAAUGUCAAAGCAAAUCCUUGAAGACGAAGACGCAAGAAAAGAUCUAAACCAAGCUCAAUAUAAUGCGAAUGAGGAGCUGAAUGAGGUUAAAGUCCAGGAACAAAAUGUAGGCACGGCUGCAGCAGAAUUAGCAAGUCUAAAUAAAAAUAUCGUAAAGGCAAAUACAUACAGAAGAUUAAAUCUGAAAAGAAAUAUGGAUACCAAUGCUGCGCAGGAUACAAAAGAUGAUAUGGUUAAUCAAAUGGGUAUUGAUGAGCAUAAGCGAGAGACCAGCUUUGUUAACAAAUCGCCAGCUCUACGCAUUGCAGUGCACGGCAUGUCGGAGCUCAUCAACACACGACUCUCGACCGAAGCACUCGACAUUUGUGUAGAGCUAAUAGAGGCAGGUGUGCAGCCAAGGGCCCUGUCUGAAGUAGUACUUCAUAUCCUAGACAUCAAGGUGAAAAACUACGAAAAGGAACAUGGUCCCAUACUACCAUAGGGUAUCCAGGGACCGUUGUUAAUCCCCCGAGCACAUUCGAAGAUAAUGCUUAUCAACACCAUGAUAACA